This is a messenger RNA of Cooperia oncophora, 261 nucleotides long. NCBI's taxonomy places the organism in Eukaryota, Metazoa, Nematoda, Chromadorea, Rhabditida, Trichostrongylidae. The record is from the annotation of a GenBank genome assembly.
AUGAUGGAAGAUCCAAAGAUGCUCGUGGUUUGGUUUAUGCUCUCUUUACUUCUCGCUCUCGUAACAGCUGUUCCAGAAGGCGAGUCUUUUACGUUGACAGACCUCCUUCAACCAAAUUCUCAUCAACGGCUCUUUGACACGUUGUCCGCUAUCGUUGAAAGCGAGUACAGGGAUAGGCCAGUAGCCUUCGAUGCCACGAGAGUCAUUGAGCAUGAUGUGCCGUCAUUUUCCAUCAAGAAACUCAAUGAGAAGUACAGGUAA